GUCAGGUCCCUUCCGACGAUCAUGAGUGUUCCCAAGGCGGUUGUCGUUCCGGCCACCACGCAGCACACGGCCACGGUCAUUUUCGCGCAUGUAAACGGCCAACUCGGACGACGUUGAAAUCGCUCUGACGAUGUACGGAAGGGAUUGGGAGACACGGGAUUCGGAUGGUUAAUAUUGGCAGAGACAUUGAAAGACGCGAUGCCGCAUGUGAAGUGGAUAUUCCCCCAUAGUCCGAGAAGGCCAGUGACGGCAAACGGCGGAAUGCUAAUGCCUGCGUGGUUUGAUAUCAAAUCUUGGUCAAGUGAGGAUGAAGACGAAGCAGGGAUACUUAGAGCCUCCGAGUCCCUCAAGAGUCUCAUCUCGGCCGAAAUUGAAUCCGGAAUACCCUCUGAACGGAUCGUAAUCGGAGGAUUCUCGCAGGGCGGAGUCCUGGCUCUUGUAUCUGGACUCUCGGAGGCUCGCAGACUUGCUGGAAUGCUUAUACUGAGCGCAUUCAUUCCCUUGCGCUUCAGUCUUCGUGAGAGAUUAUCCAUCCACGCCUCCAGCCUGCCCAUAUUCUGGGGCCACGGUGCAGCCGACUCGGUAAUCCCAAUCGAGGCGGCUCGACGAUCUGUCGCGUAUUUGUCGGAGAUCAUGGCUAUUUCUGUCGUUGAGGGCCAAGCCAAGGAUAAAACGCUGCUGUCAUUCAAAGAGUAUACAGGACUGGGUCACUCUCUGAAUGACCAGGAACUCUCAGACGUCGGACAAUGGCUUCGACAACUUGUGUACUGAUUGGUCUAUAUCCGUGCAUCGCCCAGACAUGUGCUUAUCCGCAUUGCAUCAUCCCAGUGUGGCAGAUGGCGAGUUUCCAGGAAAGGCACGGCGCCAGCAAGAGCCGCAGCUCGGCCCCGGAAUCUUUGACAGGAAGCGUGCCAACGGUGCGUGUGUUAUGACCGUGAGACUCGCACACCGGCGUAGGAACGGUCAAACUGUUCGAAGGCUUGUCGAAAAAUACGCGAGGCACCGCGAUUCUUCUGAAGGAAAUGCCAAUAGGCUGACGACAUUCGCUACGAUUUCCCUCAUCACAGGCAGAGAUGCCCUGAAGUCACUCGGCUUGACUGCCAAUCUACUUCUCCAACCCAGGAGGUCCUGACCAUGGCAAACUCGACACGACGAUCAGGGACUCGGUAAUCCAAGACGACUUGGGUCAUGGUUGAGAAAUUGUGAACGCGAUUGUAAGCGGCCACUGAGGACCGGCAGAAUGUCCUUAUUCGAAGGUGUUACAUACCAAUACAAAUGACAAAAUCAGCCCAAGGACGUGGCUCGAGAAGAACGCCGAUGUCGUAGCGAGGGAUGGCCCCCCGUCGAACCAUACUCCCCAUCCAGAUCAAUGCGCCGAAAAUACACAUCCAUGUCCCCAGCAUCGAAUUCCGACGUAGACAGCUCUUCACCUGGCGCAGGCGUUUCCCCCUCUACCUCGGCAGCAUCCGGAGCCCGAGCCUUGCUGGUCCCGCCACCGAUCCGGUACGUUCGGCGUCGUUUACCCUUGCGAGCGACAGCCGUGCCCACCGCCGGGGGUCGUGGCGGGCCGCUGCGGACCGCGUAGUGGGAAAGGGACCUGGUGUAGGGCGAUAAGGUGUGAUUGGAAUGUGCGAGCAUCGAGAGCUCGUGCACGAUGUUGGCGCCCAGGGACUGGGGCUCAGUCAGUUCGUGAUAGAUGGACGUGGAAGAUGGCGGUGUCGACAAGGAAUGAGAAGGAGACGGGGACGUCGAUCGGGACGAACUGGGUGACGGAGCCGAGGCAAAGGCAGCAGAGAAGGGAUUGUACGAGAGUUCGGUUUGUGCAGAGAAGACUGCCGCGGUGGAAUGUGAAGAAACGUUUGGAGGAGACUGCGAAUGGAUGACACGAGGCCGGACAAUUGUACCGCCGCCAACCGCUGGCAUGCGCUCAUACUCCUGCUCAUGGGCCUCCGCAACACUGGGGCUCAUCCCACCCCAGUCGAGCACGUCAUACGUCGUGUCCAAGUCUUCCGAGAGACCCGCCGAUUCGUCGUCGAGUUCCUCCAGAUCAGCGAGGCCCCGUGACGGGGAAAAAAGGCUCUGGAAGCCACGGAAGGCACUUUUCGCCGGGAUUCCUUCCGGACGGAGGCCGUACGUAGGAUCGAACACAUCAGGAUCGAUGAGCAGCGGUGCUGGCGGCGGCGUGGAUGUGCGCCGCGGAAGCGAGGAUCGUGUUGUUCGCCGCGUGAGCUGAGUACGGCUGAUGGAAGGCGAUGGGGUCCGAGGUAGAGGUAACGAGGCAGAGUUUAACAUGUGCACGUUUUGUCGCGUUAGGCUGGGUGGUGCGCUGUGAUGCCCAACGUGCGGCCGGGGAGGCGGAAUCUCCACUUUCGCUUUGACCCAUUGCUGGCUGAGACGGUGGAUGAUACCGGGCAGGUCCUCUCGAAACAUUUGGCGCAGCUGGCCUUCAAUUUCGCGCUGGAUGAAUUUUUGAAUCACAGCGAUAGAAUCAAAGGUGCUAUUGAUGUCCACACUCUGGAGCGGGUCGGUUUUGAAGACGAUGGUGAUGCCCUUUUGCUUCGAGACGACCAGCACAACAUACGAGCUGAGUUUGAAGUGCGAUAGGCGGAGCAGCAUGGGCACCACCAGCGCCUCCUUCGCAGCGAGCAUCCCUCGAGAGCCAGUCAUGAAGUCAAUGUCGGGAUGCUUGUGGUUGAGUGGAUUGGCUUGGACUUUGGUUCGCAGAACCAAAUGCGCAUCUCCGGCGUAGGUGAGCCUAAAUAUUCCACGAAACUGGUCCAUCGUCAAGUCCCCGAUAUCCCGGAUUUCAAGCUCAGGCGGCUGCGGUCCUCUGAGCAAAAAGUAACUCUGCGCGGGUCGAGUGAGCGCACCUGGGUUCCCAUUUCCAACUCCACUACCUCAAUCUUGUCGGCGAUAAUCGGAGGUUUGUUUCCCUUGUUGAGCGCGGUAUUGAGCAUCUGGAUAGCAUCGUAGUGGAACUGGUCUGAGAAUCGUGGCCAGUGGAAGGUAAAGGACAUGACAGGUUCAUCUUCCUCUCGGGGAGGAACUCGCCGGAGAUGUAUUGGAUCGAGCCAGGCAGCCAGGUAACCUUCCGUGCCGAGUCCUGAUGGGGCAACAAAUUGCUUCAACAGUCGUAAACGAAAAAUUUGACAUGACUCCUAUCUCGCGUUUCCCUUUCAUAUCGCAACGGUUCGUAUCAGAUGGCGGGGAAAGGACUCUUGUUGAAAGCGGAUCCCAUCGCGGACACCUUUCGCGAUGAGGUCAAGACUGCUCUCGACAGGACGACGCGUAAACCGCGACUUGUCGGGAUCUUGGCUACGUCCUCGGCGCCCAGCAAGUUCUACGCCGAGUUCACAAAAAAGCAAUGCGAAGAUCUGGGCUUUGAUUUCGUCUUGAAACGGACUGGUGCGGCUUUCUCAGAGGAGGCAGGAGAAGGGGAGGGCGUCGAGGAGGCUAUCAUCGAGGCCAACGAAGAUCCGAACGUCGACGGGAUCAUGGUCUACUACCCCAUCUUUGGACCUCAACAAGUGGUCUCUCCAUACAAGGAUGUUGAGGGGCUUCACUUCAAGUUCCACUAUAACCUGUACCAUAACAUCCGCUUCCUUGAGCCAGAAUCUUUGCUCAAGUCUGGCCUCCCAACUGCCGUUGCUGUAAUCGAGGGCGAGAACCCGCCACCAGGAACUGUCAAAUCGAUUCUUCCCUGCACGCCACUCGCUAUCGUCAAGUGUUUGGAGCACAUCGGCGUGUACAACAAGAUCUUGCCCUACGGCGAUCGAGCCUAUGGCCGCACCGUGACCGUCAUCAACCGUUCAGAAGUGGUUGGACGACCGCUUGCGGCGUUGCUUGCGAAUGACGGCGCUCGCGUGUUCUCGGAAUACACGAAACGCCCGCAAGUGAACGGGCAAUCGGACGCCGCCAGAAAAUACCACCCACACCACGUGGUACAUCCCUCGAAUAACACCCUCCAAGAGUGCCUCGCGAUAUCCGACGUGGUGAUCUCCGCCGUGCCGAGCGCAUCGUACAAAGUCGCAACGGAUUGGCUCAAGGACGGGUGCAUCUGUGUCAACGUCGCUGCGGAUAAGAAUUUCGAGAAAAAUGUCCGCGACAAGGCCUCGAUGUAUAUUCCUGCUGUAGGCAAAGUGACGAUCUUGAUGUUACUGCGCAAUCUAUUGCGAUUGCAACAGUACAAGACCAAUGUGUAGACUGUGAAAAACCCAGUUUGUAUGAACAUCGCCUCCAGUCUUGGCGUAUACUCCAGCUUUGGCUGGUGGCUGAAGUCUAGUACCCAACUUCGAACGCACCAGAGACCUCCCGAUCUCCGAUGCAAUAUCGUUGGGCCCCUGCGACCACGGAUUCUGUCGAACAAGAUCCCACAGUC
Messenger RNA from Mycena citricolor, 4378 nucleotides. The record is from the annotation of a GenBank genome assembly. NCBI's taxonomy places the organism in Eukaryota, Fungi, Basidiomycota, Agaricomycetes, Agaricales, Mycenaceae.